CAGAGGACUGGUAAUAUAAGUAAGCGUCAUGAAAUGCCCCUUUCGAAUAUUUUGGUUGUUGAUCUCUUUGAUGUUUGGGGAAUUGAUUUCAUGGGGCCUUUUCCUACAUCCUUUGGUUUUAAUUACAUUCUUGUGGCUGUUGAUUAUGUGUCAAAAUGGGUUGAAGCUGUAGCCACUAGGACAAAUGACAGUAAGGUUGUUUUGAAAUUCUUAAAAGAUAUUUUUGCCAAGUUUGGGACACCCAGAGCUAUUAUUAGCGAUGAAGGUACCCACUUCUGUAAUAAACUUUUUGCAGGUCUUCUAAAAAAAUAUGGCAUUACUCAUAAAGUGGCUACUCCGUACCAUCCACAAACCUCUGGCCAAGUCGAGGUGAGUAACAGACAAAUCAAGGGAAUUUUGGAAAAAACAGUGAAUCCUUCUCGGAAGGAUUGGGCCAUUAAGCUGAAUGAUGCCUUGUGGGCUUAUAGGACAGCCUACAAAACCCCAAUUGGUAUGAGCCCGUACAGGUAAGUUAAAAUCUAGAUGGACAGGGCCUUUUGUGGUACGUGAGGUGUUUUCUCAUGGUGCAUGUGAGAUUGAAAAUCCAGAAACAGGUGAAAAAUUUAAGGUAAAUGGGCAAAGACUAAAGCAGUACCUUGAGGGUGAACCCUCCGCCCUGAUUG
Ipomoea nil (Japanese morning glory) is the source of this 662-nucleotide messenger RNA. RefSeq lists its product as uncharacterized. Bases 34 to 510 code for a protein of 158 amino acids. Gene Ontology annotation, molecular function: nucleic acid binding. Gene Ontology annotation, biological process: DNA integration. The record is from RefSeq and is a predicted model, not a curated record. NCBI's taxonomy places the organism in Eukaryota, Viridiplantae, Streptophyta, Magnoliopsida, Solanales, Convolvulaceae. The transcript has 2 exons.